AUGACCACUUCCUUUCCUGGUUAGAUAUUCAUCAACAAUGAAUGGCAUGGAUCCAAGAGUGGAAAAAAGUUUGCCACAUAUAACCCUUCGACUCUAGAAAAAAUAUGUGACGUGGAAGAAGGAGAUAAGCCCGACGUGGAUAUGGCGGUGGAGGCCGCAAGAGCCGCCUUCCAGAGGGGCUCGGCAUGGCGCCGGCUGGAUGCUCCGAGCCGCGGCCACCUGCUGCACCAGCUGGCGGACCUCGUGGAGAGGGACCGUGCCAUCUUGGCGACCCUGGAAACGAUGGACACGGGCAAGCCGUUUCUCCACGCCUUCUUCAUCGACCUGGAGGGCUGUGUCAAGACCCUGCGGUACUUCGCGGGGUGGGCGGACAAGAUACAGGGCAAAACCAUCCCCACAGAUGACAACGUCGUGUGUUUCACCAGGCACGAGCCCGUAGGCGUCUGCGGGGCCAUCACUCCCUGGAAUUUCCCCCUCCUGAUGCUGGCGUGGAAGCUGGCGCCCGCCCUCUGCUGCGGGAACACCGUCGUGGUGAAGCCGGCAGAGCAGACGCCCCUCACCACGCUCCAUCUCGGCUCCCUGAUCCAAGAGGUUGGCUUCCCGCCAGGCGUGGUGAACAUCGUGCCGGGAUUCGGGCCCACGGUGGGAGCAGCGAUUUCUUCUCACCCUCGGAUUGACAAGAUAGCCUUCACCGGCUCCAUAGAGGUUGGAAAGCUGGUUAAAGAAGCCGCCUCCAGAAGCAACCUGAAGAGGGUGACUCUGGAACUGGGGGGGAAGAACCCCUGCAUCGUGUGUGCGGACGCUGACCUGGACUUGGCAGUGCAGUGUGCCCACCAGGGAGUGUUCUUCAACCAAGGCCAGUGCUGCACGGCCGCCUCCCGGGUGUUCGUGGAAGAACAGGUCUACGCCGAGUUUGUCAGACGCAGCGUGGAGUUCGCCAAGAAAAGGCCCGUCGGAGACCCCUUUGAUGUCAGAACGGAACAGGGGCCUCAGAUUGACCAAAACCAGUUUGACAAAAUCCUCGAUCUGAUCGAGAGCGGGAAGGAAGAGGGAGCGAAGCUAGAAUGUGGGGGCUCGGCCGUGGAAGACAGGGGGCUCUUCAUCAAACCCACGGUCUUCUCAGAGGUCACCGAUACCAUGCGGAUCGCCAAAGAGGAGGUAUUCGGACCGGUGCAGCCGAUCCUGAAGUUCAAAACUAUAGAAGAAGUGAUUAAAAGAGCCAACAGCCUGGAGUACGGACUCACGGCCGCCGUGUUCACGAAAAGCCUGGACAGAGCGCUGGAGCUCGCCUCCGCGUUGGAGUCGGGGACUGUCUGGAUCAACUGCUACAAUGCCAUCUACACACAGGCGCCGUUCGGUGGCUUUAAAAUGUCGGGAAACGGCAGAGAAUUAGGUGAAUACGCGCUGGCCGAGUACACCGAAGUGAAAACUGUCACCAUCAAACUGGAGGACAAGAGCCCCUGAGGGAAGAGGUGGUUGACAGCUGAAUGUGGCAGGUCAGACUCGCUGAAGAAAAAUCUACAUCUCUGCCCUCCGCGGCGCCCUUUCUUCCCGGCAACCUCACAUCUGCUGGAUGUGAACCGAUUUUAUUUUCCUCUCGCAUUCCUGUUUCAUCGACCAAUAUGUCGGGUAUGACAUCGCGGUCCCACCGGGGGAGAAAGCCAUUGGCCAUUUCUGUUUUCCCUUUUCGACCGGGUCCCUGGGGACAGUGAAGAGGCUCAGGGCGUUGUCAACAAGAAGUGGUAUUUGAAGUAUCCAGCAGGCGAUUAAAAAUGCUUCGCUGACUCCGACUCUGAAUUUUUUUGGGGAAAAAAAACCAAAAAAACAAAAAAACAAUUGCCUGUAUGUUCUAGAAAGAGAGUCCUGUUCCUGUGGGUUCUUCGGGGUUACCUGCCCACAGAACAAGCCCCUCCUCCUACCGUUUGGUGGGAAAGGAAUAGCAGUAAGUUAAAAACAAACCAAAAAAAAAACACACACAAAAAACAAACAAAAAAACAAAACAAAAAAACAAACAAACAAACAAAAAAACGUGGAGGGGAUUGCAAAGAUCCUGUCUCCAAGGCCUGCAGCUUGACCGUGAGACACAGCUUAAAAUCAAUUCUGCCAUUGGAACAUGACCAGACCGCCAACCCAGAGAGCUUGUCUCAAACUAUGUCACGGGUGACCCUCAUCGAGGCACUUCCGCAGGCAGAAGCCACCGCUCGUAUCACGGUCGCUGCUGGGGACGUGGUACCCUGAUGCCACAGCAGCAGAGCAGUAACUAAGUCCCGCGUUUUAUGAACCGGAGCCAUAAUUCGCUUUUACGAAUUACGCAUUUCUACCACUUGCAUUCGAUGGUUUAUGUGGUUUGGCUUGCCUUUCCUUUCUCCCAGUCGGUUUAUCCGUUUUAGGUUAGUCAAACAUACAUAACUGGAAAGACCCAUGUUAUCAUACAGCCCUGGUUUUUUAUGUUUAAGUCCUAUUUUGAUACUAAUUCAUGAUUCAUUAACGAAUGACACUUGGACUUCAUGGAGGAACUGGUCUCCCACUAAAGUGGCCGAUUCGUGCAGUAAAAACGUUGUGAGUUGCCAUUCCCUCUUUGUGUGUCCAAAUGGUGCGGAGUUCCAAGUUUUAACUUGGAAAAUGGAAAGCGUUUCCACGUAGCUUUAAAAAAGAAAUGAAACCAAACUUGAAUUGUGUUCUUCAGAUACUUUGACUGUUACUAACUGAUACUUUCCUGAUGGUGUUUAUGUUGUAGAAUUAAAUUGUUGGGGGAGGAGGGCAGUAAUAAAAUGGAGAUCUAUGUCAAAGCCAGUUGUAGGUAUAAAGAAAGUCAUCUAUGAAAUGCGGUUAUCAUUCUUGUCAGAAAUAUGCAAUACAUUCAUCUUCUCUUCUUCGUCAAUUAAAACUUAUCACUCAUACUGUCAUUAACUCGUUAAAUCGGGAUUUGACUCAUACACUGAAUUUUCAGGAUUUUAUCUCAACUAAUUAUAGGCACUAACCUUGAUCGUAAUAAUUAGAGGAUUCUUAUUCUUCCAUUGUAUGAUAAGGCCUUUAAUAUGAAACGCUACUUUAUUUAUAAGUGGUAUAGAUAAUGUAUCUUUUUAUAGUUGUAAGUAAACAGAGGUUGUAUAUGUAACCUUCUGUAAUAUACUGUAUUUAGAAAUGGAAAUCUAUAUAGUAUUAGAUUUCACUUCUUUGAAGGUUUACUCCUGUGGUAUGGUUUAAAAUCUCUUGGCCUGGGAAUUGUGAUCCUGACUGCAGAUUGUGUCCGCAAUGGAACAACAAUAAAAUAAAUUGGAUAUUUCA
Molecule: messenger RNA, 3288 nt
Organism: Pteropus alecto (black flying fox)
Lineage: Eukaryota; Metazoa; Chordata; Mammalia; Chiroptera; Pteropodidae
Gene: ALDH1A3
Product: aldehyde dehydrogenase 1 family member A3
Exons: 12
Molecular function (GO): aldehyde dehydrogenase (NAD+) activity
Source: RefSeq, a predicted model, not a curated record